CGUGCCGUGGACGUUGAUCACAACAUACCCAGCUUUGGCAGGUCCAAAUUCAAGCUUGGGGAGGAGCCUAAAAUGUGGUUGGGUAGUAACAACGUGCAGGCCCGGAAGAUUCCUCUCAAACAUUUCCCUCGUCAGCUUUGGAGCUCACAUACUUGUCACAGAGGACAGUUUUAAUGGAAUAACACCAUUUUACUCCUGAGAAUGUCGACUGAAACGUCCACUGUAAAUGAUAUCCCGGAACUUCAUCGUCGUGAUUUUGCAGAGUCGCAAAAUCGGAGGUAUCCCCCCUAUCCUGGCAGCAUUCAUUCUCCAAGGCUAACUGAACAGCUCUAUGGCAACCAGCGGGUCAGGCCCAUACAGUCGAUGCUCAGGCCUCGACCCCACAGCCACGGUGCGCCUCCAGUCAGACGUCAUGAAGUACCUGCACCUCCAGCGGCAGCUGAAGUGGACGACUGCGAACGCCUGGGGACAUUCUUCGGCGAGGUGAACAAGUGCCUGCGACAAAUAGGAUUUACCCAGCUGUACUUUGGAGAGAAGAUUGUGGAGCCAGUGGUGUACUUGCUCUUCUGGGUGCUUAUCUGGUUUCUGGGCAUCCAGGCGCUUGGCCUUGUGGGAACUCUGUGCAUUGUCAUAAUCUACAUGCAGAAGUAACACUCCACCAGAUACUGCAAGAAUGAUCAGAGAAAUGUGGCACAUAAUCUGCAGGGACUGCCUCCGUGUGCUUGUGUGAGAGAGAUUAGGAUACUUAAUGCCUAAUACACAAAAUGCCUACCUAAUGGCCAUGAAGAUAGGAGAAUAAUUAUAUUCAAUACUUUUUACUAUUUUUUUUCUACCUGGAAUUUAUAAAGGCACAGUCACGUGUGUACCAUAUGAAAAAAAUCAGGGAGAAGCUUAUUUUUCAUGCAUGUGUGUAUUGUUGUAAACGUGAGGGGAGCGUUAUGCAAUGCAUAUGACGAGCAUGAAUGUUUAUGAAGUACACUGCACUCAGUAUUCAUGGCAAAACAACAAGCAGAUCUAUCACAAAUUGUAUCCAUUUUGAGCUUCAAUGUCGUUUGCUUCGUCACAGUCAAAUCAUUCCCGCAGUCUUCCUGCAUUCCCACAGUUCCACCGACAGGGGGUGCUGUUUCACCCGGACAGUGUCUAUGGGAACACACGCUAGAAUUGUUUCUUCCACCUUAUUUUUUUUAUUCUGAUCAUUUGACUAAUUUAGGCUAUUUUACUUGAAUGCAUGCUGGUCCUGUUUUGAGUGGCAUUGCUUGACAGUUUGAAUGAACUAUUGAAUGGUGAAAUGGCAGGAUGUAACACUGGGAUAAAUACUCAGUAGAAUGUCAAGCUUUAUCUUUUUUGUUGUGGAGGGGAUUGAAAUUUAAGUCACGGUUGUUGAUAGCCACACUGUAUACACUAUUCAGGUAACAAUGCAAAACAUUUUUAACAGUGUUUAUUAAAAUUAAAUGUUGGAAUACUGGCUCUUGAAUAACAUCAUAAUGCCAAGUUGUGCUAUAGAGUUGCAAUGAUGGGGAUUUAAGAUAAUGUAGGUGUCGGAAUUCUGACUUUUUCCAAAGUUCAAGUAAUUCAUUGUUAUGGUGCCUGACUAAUAUUUCCCGCUAGCUGCUUGUUUGCUUACUAGGAACAUGUAUUAUGGUUUGAUAACAGUUAAAGCACAGCCAGUGUGGUAGGGAAGUCGGAACCAGCUUUAGCAGAAUCAACUGUAGCAUUGUUGCUUUCUCCUAUAUCUGGUUUUAUUUAUUUCUUUUAUGACGUUUGGUGUGUGAUAAGACUAAUGAAUUGUUGCACAGAAUAUGCCAUGCUGUGUGCCAUAUCAAAGAAUCCUGAAUGAUUUAUUUUGUUUUCGCCUUUUUCCUUGAGUUUUACACAUCAGUAAAAUAUGGUAGUUUUUUUUUUAAAUGGAGAUGAAAUACACCAAUGUUAUGCAUAUCUGCAAUAGAAAUUAUAUUGAAUGCACUUUUGAAAAUAAACAAAUGUUUUGUAUUAUA
Molecule: messenger RNA, 1994 nt
Organism: Engraulis encrasicolus (European anchovy)
Lineage: Eukaryota; Metazoa; Chordata; Actinopteri; Clupeiformes; Engraulidae
Gene: fam241a
Product: family with sequence similarity 241 member A
Exons: 2
Coding region: 202-651 (149 amino acids)
Cellular component (GO): intracellular membrane-bounded organelle
Source: RefSeq, a predicted model, not a curated record